CUCACGUUCAUACCCCCCGCAGUGACCCAAAGCUCCUUCAAUAAACUUAUAAAUUUUUUAUAUUUUUGGUGUAACCCAGCAACCCUAAUUUGUGCUUUUAUAAAUUCAUCCCCACAUUAUUCUGAACUAACAUUACAACAAUCUCAAAAAGCUCAUACAAUCACCAAUCACCAACAAUGGCGGCAAAACAGCUGGUAAACCGCGCCGAUUUCAAGUCAAUUCUCCCAUUCCUUCCUCCAUUAAAACUCCAAUCAUCAUCUAAUACACUAGUAUGGCCGAACAACAAGGUGAUCGAGAUCCUCCAAUCUCUCUCCAAAGGACCGAGUCAAAGCCGUGUCGACUCAGGAGAACGUUUCUUCGAAACGGUAUCAGAGUUGCGCGACUCGCUCGCUCUCUCGUAUCGAAACCGUUUGGCGCGCCACACUGGUGAAGGAUUCGCGCGAUUCUUCGACGAGUGUUUGUCGAGCGAAGAGAAGGAUAAGUGGUUUAAGGAUAUUGUUCCUGUUAUGGCCAAGGUAUUGCUCAAGUUUCCGUAUAUUGUUCAGACACAUUACAAAAAUUCGCACUCUGUUUUUCCUGGAGUUGCUGAUACUGCUCUUCGAUUGCUGGAAUCUCAACAAUCUGGCGUUGUUUUCCUCGCGCGGGACCUUAUUGCUGCUCUCUUGGCAUGUUCUUUCUUUUGCUUGUUUCCAAGUGCAAAUAGAAGGGCCAAAGAUCUACAGGGGAUCAAUUUUGAUACUUUGUUCACGAGUAUUUAUGAGAAGAAUGAAGAAUAUCAGAAGCACAAGAUCAAGUUCAUCAUGCAUUAUUUCGAGAGAAUAUGUUCAAAGAGACCUGAUGGUUAUGUUUCAUUUGAAAGAAAAGCUCUUUCCCCAUGUCCCACUUCUCAACUCUGGGCCAAUUCUGCAUUCCCGCUCUGCCGUUUUGAGGUUCGUUCUUCAGGCUCGAUAGAAGACCAUUCUGGAGGGUCUCUAGAAGUUGAUUUUGCAGACAGGUAUCUUGGUGGCCGCGUUAUGACCUAUGGGUGUGUCCAGGAGGAAAUCCGUUUCUUGAUCAACCCUGAAUUAAUAGUGGGUAUGCUCUUUUUGCCUUCCAUGUCAGAUAAUGAGGCAAUAGAAAUGGUUGGUGCAGAAAGGUUCUCAAAGUACACAGGGUAUAAAACCAAAUUGCAAUAUUCUGGUGAUUAUGUGGACAGAAGGGAAGUAGACUCUGUGGGAAGACGUAUGUCAAGAGUGAUUGCAAUAGAUGCAUUGCCCAAGGCAGGGACAAGACAGUAUAGACUUGAAUUUCUCUUGAGGGAGGCUAACAAAGCAUUUUGUGGCUUUUUGGACCAAGAUAAAAGUCAGCAGCAGAUGCUUCCACAUGAUGUGGGGGUAAUUACUGGAAACUGGGGUUGUGGUGUUUUUGGCGGAGAUCCUGAAGUUAAGACAGUGUUACAGUGGCUUGCUGUGUCUCAGGCGUCAAGACCUUUCAUUUCUUAUUAUACAUUCGGAUUGGAGAAAUUGCAAAAUUUGGAUCAGGUUUGUGAAUGGAUCUUAUCACAGAAGUGGUCUGUUGGCGAUCUAUGGAAGAGGUUGGUCGAAUAUUCUUCCAAACGGGCAAAUAAAGAGACGAAACGUGGUUUCUUUCAUUAUUUGAUCCCAACCAGUGAACAGAGUACCAGCAAGUAUUGCAAAUAAGUGUAUUGUGUAAAUGGCACAUUCUGAAAUCGAUGCAUAUAUUCUUAGUAGAGUUCUUGUACAGCAUGGAUACCAAGUUCACUUUGUGCUUGUACAUAUCAUGGAGAGAUAAAUUUCAAAUAUCUAGUAUGAAUUUAUAUGUGGUGGCUAUAGUUUGGCUUCCUCGAUUUCUCAA
Messenger RNA from Beta vulgaris subsp. vulgaris (sugar beet), 1854 nucleotides. RefSeq names its product poly(ADP-ribose) glycohydrolase 1. The transcript is spliced from 9 exons. Gene Ontology annotation, biological process: regulation of DNA repair; nucleotide-sugar metabolic process; carbohydrate metabolic process. The coding region runs from base 177 to 1679 and encodes 500 amino acids. Lineage: Eukaryota; Viridiplantae; Streptophyta; Magnoliopsida; Caryophyllales; Amaranthaceae. Gene Ontology annotation, molecular function: poly(ADP-ribose) glycohydrolase activity. Gene Ontology annotation, cellular component: nucleus; cytoplasm. The record is from RefSeq and is a predicted model, not a curated record.